This is a messenger RNA of Bradysia coprophila, 1989 nucleotides long. Its product is annotated as ATP-sensitive inward rectifier potassium channel 11-like. Gene Ontology annotation, cellular component: plasma membrane. NCBI's taxonomy places the organism in Eukaryota, Metazoa, Arthropoda, Insecta, Diptera, Sciaridae. The record is from RefSeq and is a predicted model, not a curated record. Gene Ontology annotation, molecular function: inward rectifier potassium channel activity. Gene Ontology annotation, biological process: regulation of monoatomic ion transmembrane transport; potassium ion import across plasma membrane.
CAGCGUAAGAGUCAGUAACACUUUACAUACUUGCGUCGAUAGAAAGUUUGUUUUCGGUUCCAAAAUUUAAUUUGAAAAUGAAUUUUGUGAAAAAAUUAUGAAAUUUCGUUUAAAAUGUGAUUCAGUUAAGCCAAACAAACCUACAAUCAAUAACUGAAGAGUCGACAUUUCAGUUUUAGUUCCAGUUUUAGUUAAGAAAUUGGCCUAAAAAAGUUCUCCAUUUCAAUAAGUGAACAAACCUACGCAAGAGUAAUGAUUCAUUCCCAUUCAUUACCGGACAAAUUGAGAGACCGUUCACCAUCACCAAUUUAUGAUACAAUCGAUACACCAUCUCGUAGUCCGUACUCAAGAAGAUACCCGGGCACAUUCAACCAAACUAGUAAUAAUGAUAAUACACAAGACGAAACUAAAAAAUGACGAAUAUCAGAUGAAAGCAAAUUGGUCUCCCGAAUCGUCCAUUGCUGGUGGCUUCGAUGACCGAGAUGUUCAAGACAUUCAUGACAAUAUCCACGAUACAUCAGACAUGCAUGAUGUCGUGUUUCCAAUUGAAAUCCACAGACAUCAGAGCAUGCAAAGUUUGCGACAUAGGCGAGAUCCUCACUAUCAGGGCAAUCGGAUUCGAAAGGCUAAGCGAGUGAUCGAUAAAAGUGGUGAUAGGAAUAUUGAGUUUGUUAAUAUACCGGAACGGGGAUGGCGAUUUUUCAAAGAUUUUGUUACAACUUUGAUCGACGAGCAAUGGAGAUAUGUUAUAACGAUAUUCGCGUUCAGUUUCUUUGCGUGCUGGAUCUUAUUUGCAAUUUUGUGGUAUUUAAUAGCGCACGCACACGGUGAUUUAAAUUUUGACCCAGUUACUGGCGAACGUUUAAGUGAUGGACCGGUGCCAUGUAUUGAAGGAUGCAAAAACUUUGCCGCCUUUUUGUUAUUCAGCAUUGAAACUCAAGUUUCCAUCGGAUUCGGCAACAAAUAUCCAAACGAAGAAUGUCCGGAGGCAAUAUUCCUCAUGAUCGUCCAGAUAAUCAUCGGAAUUGGUAUUGAAGGUGCUAUGGUUGGCAUUGUCUACGCUAAGAUGAUUCGACCAUCCAAUAAUGUGUCGGUCAUGAACUUCAGCAAAAAGGCAUUGAUUUGCCUGAGGAACUCUAAACUUUGUUUGCUGUUCCGUGUAUGUGAUACGAGGAGCAGUCAUGUUAUUGAUACGAAAGUCGAAGCAUUUUGGUUCGAGGAGCGAUAUUCGUUGGAGGGUGAGAAGUUGAAGAACUUCCAGCAUACACUGAAAUUAGAAAAUAAGGGGAGAGUUUUCCUAAUAUUUCCGAUGACAAUUUGUCAUGUGAUUGAUGAGACAAGUCCUCUAUUCGACAUAUCCGCAAAGGAUCUGUUAGAAAAAAAAUUCGAGCUCAUUGUUUCAAUAACCGGCAGUUCUCGAGCGACAGGUCAGAUGACACAGUCACGGACAUCUUACCUGCCCAAAGAAGUUAUGUGGGGCAACCGUUUCAUGAAUGUAAUUGUCUAUAAUCGAACUAGCAAUGUCUACGAAGUCGAUUACAGUAAAUUCGAUGAAGUUUGUGAGAUUGACACCCCGUUGUGCAGUGCACGUCGUCUCGAUGAAGUGUAUAGUGACUUGAAAGACUUUCUACAUCACGAUUUAUCGGCUGACUUUUACAACGAACAUCUAAACUACAUUGGCGAUGGCAGUACUACCGAGCAUUACGAAUCAUUACCGGCCAAUGAUCAUAAGCCAAGUACGAGUGAACUUUCUCGGUCACAGAGCGCCCAUCAAUGGAACCAGUACACAAUACAAAAUAGUCAGAAUGAACGCAGUGAUAUUAAGCAAAUGUUCAUGGAAUUGGAAUCGAAAUUGAGUCAGCACAGUCUGAAUUUGCUGAAUGAAUCGAAAGAAAAUAAUGAACCGCCACCGACAGUGAUUGCAACGAAAGAAUAAAUAUUUGAAUUUUGUUUUGUAGAAUUUGAAUGUCGAGUGAAGCGUGUUGGCAA